This is a messenger RNA of Closterium sp. Naga37s-1, 7349 nucleotides long. The record is from the annotation of a GenBank genome assembly. NCBI's taxonomy places the organism in Eukaryota, Viridiplantae, Streptophyta, Zygnematophyceae, Desmidiales, Closteriaceae.
GAGAUGGCCUUGCGCGAAGCCCGCGUUGGCGGGUUACAAGGCGAAGCUUUCAGCCGCGGAUCUGGGUGAAGCUGACGUUUUUCGUUGGUACUCUGGUGCUGAUCUGCUCGGGUGUUUUGGCCGUCGUUUUGUGGAGGCUGUCGAAAACAACCUUGACUGGAGAAAUUCGGGAGAGGCUUGACACUGUUGCCAGCCUUCGUCAAGAGCAGAUACUCACCUACAUCAUUGGAACUCAAGAUACGGUGAAGCUGAUCGCAUCUCGCAUUGCCGUUUCAUCCCUGCUGCUCAUGCACAAGCAAGGGAAGUCCAAUCUGACGGAAAAUGACUACAAGAUGGGCACAGAGGAUCUGGAUUCUGCUGUCAUGAGUGCAGCAAGUGUCAUGGCGUUAGGAGCCUACAGCAGCGAUGGUGAACUUUUGUUUUCCAGCAAGCAUCCAGCUGAUGUGGAGCCGCUCCCCAAGCGCUUGCACGGGCGAGCACUGAUUGUACAGAAUCGGAACACGUCAGUGUGGUCCGGGAUUCCAUAUGCAGGACGCAACAAUACAUUCUUGAUCGACAUUACAGCUUCUGUUGACUAUCAGGACACCUUUUGUGGAAUUAUUUUGGCAAAAGUUGAUGCUGAGAAGUUCAAGCAAACUGUGCAAGAUGGAACUGGACUUCAGUCCACUGGAGAGCUUCUUGUCGGAUAUACCAAUGAAGGCGAGGACAUGGUGAAGUUCAUAGUUCCUCCAGCUAAGGAUCCUUUUGUGAAAAACUCGACUCAUAAGGGUGCUGCCUUCAGAGCAGGGAGAGGUCAGAGUGGGUAUUACCAAGGGGCUGACUUUCGUGGUGUUGACAUCGUUGCUUCCUACCGGCCCAUUGGCUAUGACUCGUGGGGUCUGGCAGCUCAAAUUGACAAAGUAGAAGUAUACAUCUCUAUAAGGAAGGUUGAGAAGAUCAUUAUCAUUUCAAUGUCCUGCAUCUUUGUUCUAGGGAUUCUCGCCGCCUAUGCUUUAGCCACGUAUUUCUCCCGUCCGAUCAUGGAGCUUGGAGAUGCAGCGAGCAAACUUGCACGGGGUGAUUACAGUGCAAGGGCUCAUGGGCGGCGAGGCUGUUUGAAGGACGAGAUUGAUGAGCUUUGCUGUGUGUUCAAUGACAUGGCUGAUCAGAUCUCUAGCUCUUACUCUACUUUAGAACAAAAGGUGGUGGAACGCACGCAAGACCUGGCACUGCUGAAUCAGGGUCUGUCUGCUGAGGUGGAGGAGAGGAAGAGUGUUGAGUUACAGCUUCAGGAUGCCAAGGAGCAGGCAGUUUCAGCAGACAAGGCGAAAUCUGAGUUUCUGGCAAACAUGUCUCAUGAGAUCAGAACACCGUUGAAUGGCAUCAUCAAUUGCACUGAGCUUUGCUUGGACACUGCUCUGAGCUCUGAACAGAUCGAGUAUCUUGAGCUCUCCCUUUACUCAGCCAAGCAUCUUCUGCGCUUGAUUGCUGAUAUUCUGGACUUCAGCAAAAUUGAAGCGGGAAAAAUGGAUCUGGAAAACAUUGAGUUCUCACUACAGGACCAGAUGGAGCAUGCGGUAUCUGUUCUGGCGAAUCGGGCAAGGAAGAAGGGCCUUGCACUCGUAUCAUGGCAGAGGUCUCCGAACAUGCCAGAAAAUUUCAUGGGUGACCCUGGACGCCUUCUUCAGAUCUUCAUCAACCUUUUGGGUAAUGGGAUCAAGUUUACUGAGAAGGGGGAGGUUUUGCUAACUGCAACACUUGUUGCUCUCAAGGAUCAGACCGCAGAGGUUCUUUUUGCUGUUAAAGACACAGGAAUCGGCAUACCUCAAGCCAAGCAGUGUCUUUUGUUUCAAGCGUUCAGUCAAGUGCACGCAUCAGAUUCACGGCUGUAUGGAGGGACGGGACUGGGAUUGAUGAUCUCAUCUCGCCUGGCUAAUGCCAUGGGUGGCCACAUGUGGGUUGAGAGCGAAGAGGGUUGCGGGUCAACCUUUUGUUUCACGGCCAAGUUCACAGUACUACCUGAGCCUGCAAAACCAUCAUCUCUGGCUCGGUGUGGCACUCUGUGUCCAAAAAUGAACCACUUCCGCGGGCUUGUUGUGGAUGGGAAUGAAUCAACCAGGAAGUCCAUCCUUUCGACUCUUGAGAAGCUGAAAGUAAAGGCAGAGGAUGCAGCCGAUGCAACCUCCGCUUUGGAAAUGCUCCAGAAGGCAGCAUACGACGAGUCGCCAUACACCCUGCUCAUUCUCGACUCUGAAGUCAGUGACACCCUCCAUGUUCCCUCCUCAUCCUCCCCCUCCUGCUCCUCUUCCUACGAUAAUUGUGCUGUCUCCUCCGCCAACUGCGCCAAGCUGCUGCGCUGCAUCAAGGAGCAGAAUCUGCUCCAUCAGGACAACAUCGGAUGCCGAAUUUCAGAAGGAAACUGCAGUAGUAGCAGUGCCGUGCAAGAAAUGGAGGAUCUUACUGGGAACCCCGAGUCACCUGUGCCUGCUUGGCUAUCCUCUAGAAAGCAGGAAAAUGCAGCAGCGAUAGAAGAAGAGCCUCAUUCCAGUGUGCUUUCUGAAGAAACAGGGGGGCAUGCCCCAGCAGAAAGACCGGGUGAGAGUUCUGGUCAGCACCUGCAGUCAGUUCAAAGGGCUGACUCGCAGUCAGCAACAGCUGACAGUGGAGGAUUGAUGCGGCAGCCGAGGUGCGGCCAGGCACAGGCUUACUGCUCUGCAUCUGAGGUGACCUUCGAGUCAACUCAAAAGUCGCCUAGAGCUGACAGUGGAGGAGUGAUGCGGCUGCAGAGAUGUGGCCAGGAACAGGCUUCCUUCUCUGCAACAGAGGGGUGUCGACCCGAGCCUCGCGAAGAGGAGUUGGCGCUGUCUGUGGUGUUGCUGACACCAGGAGGUCCUGACGACAAGCCCUUGUGUAAGGAACUCGGGGUGCAACUCUAUCUUCCCAAGCCUGUGAAGAGGAAAGUGCUUCUGCGAAGAGUCAAGCAGGCCUUGAAGCUCCCGCUGCAGGACGGGCUCUCUGCCUCGAAUUCAAGUGCAUCAGAGGAGGCAUCGGCAUCAGCAGCGGCUGACAGGAGUCUCAAGGUCCUGGUUGCAGAAGACAACAUUGUCAACCAGCGGGUAGCCAUGACCCUGCUGCGCAAGUGGGGGCACGAGGCGGUUCUGGCCAGUGAUGGUGAAGAAGCCCUGGAGAAGGUUCAGACAGGAGUGUUUGAUGUGAUACUAAUGGAUGUUCAAAUGCCAGUCUGCGAUGGCCUAAAAGCAACCAAGAGGAUUCGUGAAUAUGAGUCUACGACAAAUCGCCACACGCCCAUCAUUGCUAUGACAGCGCAAGCCCUUAUAGGAGAUGGAGUGAAGUGCAUAGAGGCAGGGAUGGACUCGUACAUGAGCAAACCUAAGCGCCAGCAGCGCAUGCUACAGCAGUACCCCCUCUCCCCUCCCUCUCCCCUCCCUCCCCCCCUCUUCCCUUCCCAGCCAUCCAUCGUCUCUCCUCUCCCGCUCUCUAUUUCCAUCUACAGGAAGAGCGUUCGCUCCGCCUAUCCCGCCAGCAGAAGCGCCAACGUAUGCUGCAGCGAGCAAUACCUUCCAUCUUCACCCCCCUUCCUCCCCUCCCCUUCUCCCACCUACACGAAGAGCGUUCGCUCCGCUUGUCCCGCCAGCAGAAGUGCCAGUGCAUGCUGCAGCGAGCAAUGCCUUCCCCUCCCUUCGCCCCUCUUCAUCCCCUUCUUCCACCCUACAGGAAGAGCGUUCGCUCCGCUUGUCCCGCCAGCAGAAGUGCCAGUGCAUGCUGCAGCGAGCAAUGCCUUCCCCUCCCUUCGCCCCUCUUCAUCCCCUUCUUCCACCCUACAGGAAGAGCGUUCGCUCCGCUUGUCCCGCCAGCAGAAGUGCCAGUGCAUGCUGCAGCGAGCAAUGCCUUCCCCUCCCUUCGCCCCUCUUCAUCCCCUUCUUCCACCCUACAGGAAGAGCGUUCGCUCCGCUUGUCCCGCCAGCAGAAGUGCCAGUGCAUGCUGCAGCGAGCAAUGCCUUCCCCUCCCUUCGCCCCUCUUCAUCCCCUUCUUCCACCCUACAGGAAGAGCGUUCGCUCCGCUUGUCCCGCCAGCAGAAGUGCCAGUGCAUGCUGCAGCGAGCAAUGCCUUCCCCUCCCUUCGCCCCUCUUCAUCCCCUUCUUCCACCCUACAGGAAGAGCGUUCGCUCCGCUUGUCCCGCCAGCAGAAGUGCCAUUGCAUGCUGCAGCGAGCAAUGCCUUCCCCUCCCUUCGCCCCUCUUCAUCCCCUUCUUCCACCCUACAGGAAGAGCGUUCGCUCCGCUUGUCCCGCCAGCAGAAGCGCCAGCAGCGCAUGCUUCAGCGGGCAGCCCCCUCACCCCACCCCUCCCCUCCCCCUCUCAUGCCCUCCUCUUUCCUUCCCCGCCGGUUUCCAUCUCUUCUCCUCCCUGCUCUUUCGUUACCCCUACAGGAAGAGCGUUCGCUCCACCUAUCCCGCCAGCAGAAGCGUCAGCGCAUGCUCCAGUGGGCAUCACCCUCCCUCCCCCCAACCACUCCUCCGCUCUCCCCUUCCCGCACCCGCUCCCCCCCUGCAGGAAGAGCGUUCGCUCCGCCUAUCCCGCCAGCAGAAGCGUCAACGAAUGCUGCAGCGGGCGGCUGCCGCCCUUCCGCAGCUGGCGCAGCGCGUGUCAGAAACGCCUCGCUUCCGAUUGGACGAUUUUCUGGCGGCGCUUGACAGCCUGGCAGCGCUUCGGGGGAAGCUGAGAGCGGCUCUGGAGGCGCAGCAGAGAGAGGAGGAGGACGAGGAGGAGGAGAGGAGGGAAGAGGAGAGGAGAGGGGAGGGGAGGAUAGUGGAGGAGAGGAGGAGGGAGGACGAAGGGAUGAGGGGUGAGUGUGGAAUGGUAGAAAGAGUGGGUGGAGGAGCGGAGGGAGGAAGCGGAGAGGGUGGUGGAGCUUUUGGGCUAGAACGUGGGGAGGGCGAGAGUGUUUGCGAGGGGGAGGAGGAGGAGAAAGAAAAUGAUUGUAUGGAUGAGGUGGCGAAAGGACGUGAAGCGAAUGAUGCGCUGAUGCUGCUGGAAGAGGAGUUUGAAGCGACUCUCUCCAAACACGGCAAGCCUCUGGAUCUAGCAACGCUCAAAUCCGCACUGCAUGCCCAGAAUUUCGCCAGUGCUGCUGCUGGUGCUUCUGGUGCAGGGGCAGCAGGGGCAGCAGGGGCAGCAGGGGGAGCGUCCUCUCUCCGUGCACGUAGAGCCACGGGUGUCACCCCCAUCACCACCCGUUUCACCCGCACCUCCUCUGACUUCUCCCUUGCUGCUGGCGCAUCCGCUAGAGGGAACAUCAGCACUACCCCCACCAACCAGAGUAAUUCGACCAAGUACCCUGAACACGCCCUUGUUAGCCCUCUUGCUCACCGCGGCUUAGCUGCUGGCGCUGCUGCUGGUGUUCCUCGUAGCCCUACUCUUAGCAGCAGUAGCAGCGCCAGCAGUACCGGUUUCUUGUCCCAGGAGCAAUCGGGGCAUUUGAAUUCUGCUGCUGCUGCCGCUGCUGCUGCUGCCGCUGCUGGUGGUGGUGGUGCGUCUGGUGGUCUUUGGCCCAUGUAUUCCGGACCCCUUCCUUCCACAGCGGCUUCUAACUCACCAUACGCAUCCCCUUACACCUCCGGUUACAUUCCCCAUAAUGCAUAUGCUUAUAACGCGGUUGGUUCUUCUUCCUUCUCUGCCUCUCCCUCCUCCUCGUCUGCCUCUCCCUAUGCGCGCCCCACUCCCCCCCGCAUCACCAUACCUAUCCAUCCGGACGAGGACGACGCCGAGCCUGAUGCCAACGACCUCCCGAACCUGACUCCUGGUUCGGCAGCCAGGGAAGGGGGGCGGGUAGCAGGGAGGGAAGGAGGGAGGGCAGCAGGGAGGGCAGGAGGGGCAGCAGGAGGAGGGGUGGGGGCAGUGGAUUGGCGGGUGGCGUUUAGUGAGUGGGGGGAGUGGUUACCAGUGGCGGAGAUUGGCUGGUUACGCAAGAUGGCCACACGGAUCGUUGCUAUUGGUGGGCUCACUCGCUGCUGUGCGAGAUACUGCGCCGCCCGUGGGCCGAGCAUAGCGAGUGGCACGGCUUGUCUCGACCUGAAGGAGCGCAGCGUUGCUGAGCUGGAGGCCAUGGCGUGGAGCCAGCUGGAACCCACCAUCAAGACAUGGCUCAGAGAUGCCAACAUACUGAUCCGAGUGCUACUGGAGGGAGAGCGUCUCCUCUGCGAGGCAGUCCUAGAGGACGCCCCCGAGCUCGACGCGGGCGGCGUGUAUCGGCAGCUUCUGUCGGCGUCGCCCUGCGUGGAGGGCUCGGUCGGCAAGCUGGUCGGCACGGCUCGUUCCAUUGCGGGGCUGACGCGGUCCCCCGAGAAAGUCUUUAGCUUCAUGGAGAUGUUUCGGGCGGCAACUGGGUUGAGGGAGCAGGUGCAAUCUGUGCUGAUAGCAGCAGCGGGGGUGGGAGGAGGCUCGCUUUGGCCGCAGUGGCAGGCCCUCCCUGCCCUCCUAGCAUGCGCCGUGUUUGAAACUGUAGACGAGCUCAACAGCACGCUGAGGGAUGUGGAUGGGCUUACUCCUGCUGCUAUGCCCUCGCCCGUCGCUCCCAAAAAGAAGCUGCUCAGCAGGAUAAUCUCCUGGAAGGCGCAGGAGGUGAAGAGCCAGAGCGGGGAUGACGUGGACGUGUCGGUGCAUGCGGUUACCAGCUAUGUGGUCAACUACAUUGGGCAGUUGUUGGACAGAACCUCUCGAGGCAACGACUGCGCUGUGCUGGAGGAGAUGUGCCAGAGCCAUGGGGCCGACCUGUUGUAUCCCCACCCUCGCUCUCCUGGUCCCCUUCCCCUCCCGCCCCCAGAACCUCUCGCGCCAACUACUAACCUCUCGAGCCAACGACUGCGCUGUGCUGGAGGAGAUGUGCCAGAGCCAUGGGGCCAACAUGUUGUAACCCCACCCUCGCUCUCCUGGUCCCCUUCCCCUCCCGCCCCCAGAACCUCUCGCGCCAACUACUGUGCUAACCUCUCGCGCCAACUACUGCGCUGUGUUGGAGGAGAUUUACCGGAGCCACGGGGCCGACAUGUUGUAUCCCCACCCUCGCUCUCCUGGUCCCCUUCCCCUCCCGCCCCCAGAACCUCUCGCGCCAACUACUGUGCUGUGUUGGAGGAGAUCUACCAGAGCCACGGGGCCGACCAUUUGAAAGAGCCCAGCAGCAGCCACCGCUCUCCCCCUUUUCCCUUCUGUCCCUCGCACCACCCUUGCAGAACCUCCCGAGCCAACUACUGCGCUGUUCUAGAGGAGAUUUACCAGAGCCACGGGGCCGACCAUUUGAAAGAGCCCAGCAGCAGGCAUCAACUGCUCGCCCCCUUUCCUUGUCUGUCCCUCUAA